Molecule: messenger RNA, 1284 nt
Organism: Drosophila nasuta
Lineage: Eukaryota; Metazoa; Arthropoda; Insecta; Diptera; Drosophilidae
Product: translation initiation factor IF-2
Exons: 4
Coding region: 286-1284 (332 amino acids)
Source: RefSeq, a predicted model, not a curated record
UAAUGCAAGCAUUAAGAGAGAUGACAUUAAGUCAAAUAAUUUUCUUGAUAAUUGCAAGCUGCAAUCGAGCUGAGAAUUUCACGUGCGAAAAUGAGAAGGAAAUUAACGAAAUGGAAAUGAUGCGAAUGCGAGAUGAAAUGUCCAGAGCGUGUCCCGAACACAUCAGGGAGAACUGAGAAUCGAGAACGUUUUUGUAGACCCCGAUGGAUGAAAACCGCAUGCCAAGUGUUAAAUGUCAGCCACGCUUUUUAAUGCAAUUGAGCGACGCGUUGGUGCAGCACAUGAAUGGUUUACUACCAGCAGCCUGCCGCCGCUGAAUGGUACGGUGCUGGGUCCGGUGUUGGUCCCCAGCAGAGGAUUAUGUACAUGCAGUAUGUGCAGCCAGGACGCACUCAUGCCCGCUCCACUCAAGCAGCCAGCGCCCUUGUGGCCGGCGAAUCUGUUGCCACUGGCACCUAUCUGAAGGAUUGCAAUCACGCAGAGUCCGAUGUCGCAGUCAGCGUUGAUGACAGCAGCGCCGAGGGCGCCCAGGCCGAUGAUGUCCUGAGCGCUGCCGGUGCCCAAGGUGCCACCUCUGUGGCCGAGGCCUACCCCGAUGAGGCUCCCGUCGUCCAGGUUGCCGUCGACAACGCCGCCGAAUCCGAAGCCGAGGUCGAGGCUGAGGUGCCAGCUGCUGUAGAGAACGAUGAUGCCGCCAAGGUGCCACGCGAUUUCAACUUUGCCGCCGAGGAAGCCGCUGCCGCUCCCGUCGAGACUGAAGCUGAGGAACCCGCCGCUGUGCCCGCUGUUGAGCAAGCCGCUGAGGAAGAGUUGCCCGCCCCCGCUCCAAUUGCUCCUGUCGCUCCCGUUGUGCCAGCCAAGCGUGUUCUGCCCGUCCAGAAGAAGAAGGUCAUCGUUGAGCUCGACCAGUCUGCCGAUGAUGUUGAGGAGGCUCAAGUUGCUGCCAUUGAGGAUGAAGAGGCCGAGAACGCUGUCGCCGAUGAUGUCGAGGAGGAUGAUGAGGAUGUUGUUGAGCCCGUCAAGCCCGUUGUCGUUAAGCGUCGCCCAGCUGCUCGUCGUCCAGCUGCCAGACAGCCAGCUCCUGCUAAGCCCGCCAAGAAGCCACUGCCCGCUGGCACCUUCUUCCCCAUUGACUUCGGUGGCACCAACGGUGGCGCCAUUGCCAUUGCCAACUCCUUCAGCACGGGCGAGGGCGGCUCUGCCACUUCGCACGCCAUCGCUUAUGGUUCUCCCGAUGCUGCUCGUGCUCGCGUCCGUCCCAAUCCCAGCAAGCGUCGCCAUUAA